Messenger RNA from Daphnia carinata, 1956 nucleotides. RefSeq names its product U-scoloptoxin(11)-Sm5a-like (gene aos). Lineage: Eukaryota; Metazoa; Arthropoda; Branchiopoda; Diplostraca; Daphniidae. The transcript is spliced from 5 exons. The coding region runs from base 309 to 1034 and encodes 241 amino acids. The record is from RefSeq and is a predicted model, not a curated record.
CUGGACAAGCAACUCUUGUUUCCUACUUCAUCUCGACCGGUGCUGAGCGUGUGCCAUCACUACCAGGCAUCUAAACGCAGAACCCAACUGUUCUUAUCUUCUUCCGCUUACUUGUUCAACUAUUUCCUUUUGCCUUUUCAUCCUUUUGUCUGUUCGCCCGACGUCGGAAAGAAAUCAACGAGCUGUCGGCAGCUGUUGACAUCCGCUUUGUCAGCAGGAAACUAUUCAAGAGCGCAGCGAAGAGCCUGUAUCCUCAACGUAAGCUGCUGGAACCACCAAGAAAAAGAAGAAUCAAACUAGCACACGACAUGUACGUUUCAUUGGUACGAGCCGCCUUCUUAGUUUUGACGGGUCUCGUCAUGUCAUCAGCCGCUAUGGGAAGAUUGACUGGCAGCAACGUCGACGGCAAUGAAAUCAACGAUAUUUUCCAGCCAUUGCCAGAGGAAAGCAAGCUGCCCGUCUGUGCCGGCAACACGAUAUGCGCUUACCUGCAAGCCAACGCUAGAGGAAUCAACACGCAACCGCUGUGCUCCUGUCCGGGCCUCAACCGCUGUCCGCUGCUCUGGGACAGCGAAGACGGACAUUCAAUCACACAAGGAUCAGACCAGUAUAAGUAUUGCCGUAAGGCUCCGGCGCUGCGCACCUGCCAACGGGGAAUGACGGCCUACACGACGGUGAGCCUCAUGUCCAAAUCGACGGGAAGGAUGUUGUCCCUCAACGACGUCAAUCACUGCAUUUGUCCUGGUCAAAGUGCCAACUACGACCUCGUCGACAGCCAGUUCGACGACGUCGACGACGACACCGAGUCCAUGUCAACCACCUACGUCUGCAACCCGCUCAAGACUUGCGGCGGGAGCGAGGCGUGCAAGGUGAUCACGGAGACGGCCACCACAUUCCUGGUCAACCCAAAGUGCCGCUGCGCUCACGACGGGACUUGUCCGUCCUCUAGCGUCGGCCACGCCAACAACAACGGCCGCAAGACCGAGACGGUUCGAUACGGCACCGGAGCUCUUCACAUGAUCUACUGCCACUAGAUGGCCAUCAAAUAUAGAAAAAGCAAGUAAUAAAGAGAAAUUCCUUUUUUUUUACUCUUUAGUUUGGCUUUGGUUUCUUUCGUUUUUUUUUUUAAUCAACGAGGCAAGGACGAAAGAAAAGGUUUCAAAAUAAAACAAAAAAAAAACAAAACAAACCUGACAUACACGAUUUUUCAUCUCAUGUAUAAUAUUCAAAAAUCGAUCCUUCGAGAUCCCGAUUCGUUUCUCUAUUCCAGCAGCAGCUCUCUCCUAUAUGUCUCCUUCCCCUCCGUGUUCUUUGAAUGCGACACUGGACUUCUAGGUGGCUUUCCAUCUAUUGCUAUUCUUAUUAUAUAAAAAAUAUUUCUUGGCAAUUGUAAUAUCCUUACCCCAACUCCAUCCCUCCUUUUUCCGUUUAUGUAUAAAUAUAAAUGUACCAUGGCAACAUAUUGUCAUACACCUGAUGUUGCGUACUUUUCAAUUCGAGCGCUAGACCGUAUCCAGCGCUCAGCUCCUCCUCGGCCUCAGCAAGUCCUUUUCUUCAUCUCGAGGGUUGAUGUAUAUGUCGUACAUAGAAGGAUCUAUCUACCACACGUGCUAAUUGCUGGCUUCGUUAACAACUGUAAACAUUGUUGGGUUGGUAGUUAAAAACUAACACUACCUUUCCUUGUCUUUGUGUUAUUGGUUUCGGUGUUUUCCCCUCUCUCCCGAUCCGUUUUCCUCCAUUAGAAACAACUUGAUCAUUCGAAAAGAAAAACAAAAACAGCAUGUCGUAACUUGUGGCCAAAAGAAAAAACCGAUGAAGAUAAAAGAAGUAUUUCUAAACAAAAAACAAAAAAAAUAUAUCCAACUUGGUACCAUUUCUGUUCUGAAAUCACAUCCCAAACCUGAAUCCCUAUCGACCUCUCACUCGCUAUGUGUAAUAAUAUACGAUCGAUCGAGA